Molecule: messenger RNA, 2305 nt
Organism: Pantherophis guttatus
Lineage: Eukaryota; Metazoa; Chordata; Lepidosauria; Squamata; Colubridae
Product: radial spoke head protein 3 homolog B-like
Cellular component (GO): cilium
Source: RefSeq, a predicted model, not a curated record
GCCUGCCAGCCAGCCAGGCCUCUCUGAGCCAGGAGGCGGCUGCAGGCCAGCAUGGCGUCCACUUCGGUGUUGGUCAACCGGGAGGAGACGGGUGGGGUGGCCACGGGCACCUACUCGUACUGCAGCCAGCCUCGGGCCGUGCCCAACCGACAGCGGUACCGGACGACCCUGGAGGCCAAUGAGCUGGAGGAGGAACCGGUUCACUAUGCCAACCUCAUGUAUGAGCGGAGAGUGGUUCGUGGCAACACGUAUGCCCUCCACGUGUUACCUUGGAGCAGUGAGCCUGAUCCGCUGGAGCUACAACGCCAGCGGGAAGCUCAUCGGAAGAUGCUGGCGAGGAAGAGAGCGAAGGAGCAGCUGCGGACCAGAACUCCAGAACCCCUGGAAGGCAGGCGCCACGUGGAUGUCCAGACAGAAUUGUACCUGGAAGAACUGUCAGACCGCAUCAUCGAGGUCGAUGUGGAGUGUCAGACGGAUGCUUUUCUGGACCGGCCGGCCACCCCGCUCUUCAUCCCUGCGAAGACCGGCAGAGACGUGGAAACGCAGAUAUGGGAAGGAGAGCUUUUUGAUUUUGAUAUCGAAGUCCGGCCCAUGCUUGAGGUCUUGGUGGGCAAAACGAUCGAACAGGCUUUGCUGGAGGUGAUGGAAGAAGAGGAACUGGCCAAUCUGCGGGCACAUCAGUACGCCUUCCUUGAGAUGCGGGCGGCGGAACUCGCUGAGGUCCAGCGCCUUGAAGAGCAGGAGAGGAGACACCGAGAAGAAAAGGAACGUCGUAAGAAGCAGCAGAUGGCAAUGCUGCAGAAGGAGAAAGAAACGGCGGAGAAGAUAGCCGCUCGAGCUUUCGCCCAACGCUACCUCUCCGAUCUCAUCCCGUCUGUCUUCGGCAGCCUGCGGGACAGCGGAUACUUCUACGAUCCGGUGGAAAGAGACAUUGAGACAGGCUUCAUCCCAUGGAUCAUGGAUAAGAUGGAAGACCUGAUGGAAAGACGCGCCCUCGGCCGAAUCAUUGCUGAUAGCUUAAUUCGCAACGUGAUGGAAAUGAGGCUGCAGGCCUUCGAAGAGGGUGCUUGGCCUCCACCGUCCGACUUUCCUGAGCUGAAUGACAAGGAAGCAGAGGAGUUGGAAGCCGCUUUCUCCCUGCCGACCGAGUCCUCGGGGCCGCCGAGGGUUCCCGACCAGCCUGAAGACUCGGGCCGGGCAGAGGCUCCGGUGAGUCAGGCAGACGUUCCCGCCAGAGCCGAAACCUCAGAACAGCUGCCAGUCCCAAGCCAACCAGAAGACGUUCAAGGCCGAGCCGAGCCGCCGGAGAAUGUGGGGUCCGAGCUCCAGUGAAUUGAAUUGUUGCAGGAAGAAGACGAGAGCAGCUAAACAAGCCUGUGAAAAUUGGCAAAUUAUCACAUUUAUUUUGCUACGGUGGACAAAGUAAUAAAUGGAAAGCUGUAGGGAUUUUUUCCCCCCCACUUUUGCUCCAGCAAAAGGAAGCUUCCUUCCUCUUAACAGUUCUCUUUUAACUCUUUAUUUGCCUUUAUUGUAUAAAAUGUUUCGUCACAAAUUUAAAACAUUGUGGUCCUGGAUAAAACCUGAUGGGCCUUAUUUUGUUAUUUAAGUCAAUUUGGAAACACUGGAAAAAUAGGACUUCAGCUGAGCUUGGAACGGGUUCCUUCCUUUUAAACAGGAUUCAGAUAAGGAUAAUAUUCAACCUGAUUCUGUUUGCUGUGAUUGUUGUCGUUGCAAAGAGUUAACCAUAAGUAAAUAAGUUCUUUUCGUUUGGUAUUGAUACUCGCUGGAGUUGAUCCGGGAGAGGGAACUGAAAAAAACGACGUUAUGAAAAUGUAGCUUGUCCGUGUGGUUUUCCGUUCUUAAGUCUGAAUUGUUAUUGUUGGUUUUUUUUUUAUGACUUCAGCAAAAAGGAAUCCUGCGUUUUGAAAUUGUUCUUUUUCUCUUACAAAACUUUUAAUCACGGAGGAGGAGAAUGAACGAUGUGAAAACAACUUCCUUUUAAACGUUCCCGGUUUCUCUUUUACAAAUGAUUUCUUUACGCUGGCUUGGCAGAAGGUUGCCUGUAGUUACUGGUUGUGUUCUUAGAUAGUGAAUGAUAGUUUACCCUGUUCUGUUUCUGUUUAUCUUCGAGAAGUGAUGCGGGGAAAGUGGGUACGCGCACCCACCUAUAAAUAAUAGCCCUUGUACAAAUGUUAGGAUAAUACUGAAUUUGCUGAGUUGCAUUGUCUUUUACGCAGGACUCUGGCAAGAUGUAUUGUCUGUUUUUUCUGUUUUCUUUUAUAUAAAAAAUCACUGAAGAGAGAAA